UGUCCCAAAAGGAAAUGUGUUGGCUACUUAGACCAAGAGGCUUCAUGGGGUGAUUUCACUUGGAACAGCAUGUCAGGGCGCAGCGUUCGGCUGAAGUCAGUUCCCGUUCAAAGCCUCUCGGAGCUGGAGCGUGCUCGGCUGCAGGAAGUGGCUUUUUAUCAGUUGCAGCAGGACUGUGACCUGGGCUGUCAGAUUACUAUCCCCAAAGAUGGACAAAAGAGGAAGAAGUCAUUAAGAAAGAAACUGGACUCUUUAGGAAAGGAGAAGAACAGAGACAAAGAAUUUAUUCCCCAGGCUUUUGGAAUGCCUUUGUCUCAAGUGAUUGCUAAUGACCGGGCCUACAAGCUCAAGCAAGACUCUCAGAGAGACGAGCAAAAAGAUGUUUCAGAUUUUGUGGCCUUUCUCUUGCCAUUCGGAGCUAAAAGACAGAACAAGGAACUUUCAAGCAGUAACUCAUCUCUCAGCUCAACGUCAGAAACACCCAACGAAUCCACGUCCCCGAACACGCCCGAGCCAGCGCCGCGAGCCAGGAGGCGGGGCGCGAUGUCUGUGGACUCUAUUACAGACCUUGAUGACAAUCACUCAAGGCUGUUGGAGGCUCUCCAGCUCUCUUUGCCAGCAGAAGCCCAGAGCAAGAAAGAAAAGGCAAGAGAUAAGAAACUAAGCCUGAACCCUAUUUACAGGCAGGUCCCCCGGCUUGUAGAUAGUUGCUGCCAGCACUUGGAAAAGCAUGGUCUCCAGACAGUAGGAAUAUUCAGAGUUGGAAGCUCAAAAAAGAGAGUAAGACAGUUACGUGAAGAGUUUGACCGAGGCGUAGAUGUUGUAUUAGAUGAAGAGCACAGCAUUCACGAUGUUGCUGCCUUGUUAAAGGAAUUUCUGCGUGACAUGCCUGACCCACUUCUCACCAGAGAGCUUUAUACACCUUUCAUCAACACUCUCUUAUUAGAGCCAGAUGAACAGCUCAGCACCUUACAGCUUCUCAUUUAUCUUCUACCUCCUUGUAACUGCGAUACCCUUCACCGGCUGCUGCAGUUCCUCUCCACAGUGGCUGGCCAUGCAGAAGACACCAGAGACAAGGAUGGCCAAGAGAUUACUGGGAACAAAAUGACAUCUCUUAACCUGGCCACCAUCUUUGGCCCUAACUUGUUGCACAAGCAGAAAACUACAGACAAGGAAUUCUCUGUUCAGAGCUCAGCUCGAGCUGAAGAGAGUACUGCUAUCAUAGCUGUUGUGCAAAAGAUGAUUGAAAACUAUGAAACCCUUUUCAUGGUUUCCCCUGAUUUACAGAAUGAAGUGCUUAUUAGCUUAUUAGAGACUGACCCAGAUGUUGUGGACUAUUUGCUGAGGAGGAAAGCUUCCCAGUCAUCGAGCCCUGAAAUGCUGCGGUCAGAAGGUUCCUACUCCACAGGAGAAAGACAUUCUUCCACAGACUCCAACAAAGCUUCCAGUGGUGAUGUCUCCCCUUACGACAACAACUCCCCGGUGCUGUCGGAGCGCUCGCUGCUGGCAAUGCAAGAAGAAGUUGCUCGCAGCCCAGAUAAGCUGUACAAGGUACCUGAGCAGUACACACUGGUUGGACACUUGCAAACUAAGCCAAAGGAGAAUUCUUCUGCAUCACAGGCUGCAAAAGAUGUUUCUGAAGAUCAUUUUGAUAUCUGGGGCACUUGGCAUUCGACGCUGAAAAGCGGCUGCAAAGAUCCAGUAAUCACAGGCUCUUACGGGAACAUCUUCGAGAGCGGCGCGCUGCGGCCCGGCCCGUGCUCCCUGUCGCAGGGGAACCUGGCCGCGAGCGCCCCCCGCCGGCAGGGCGGCCCCUGGGCGCCGGAGGGCGGCCGGCAGCUCAUGCGGAGGAGCCAGACCACGGCCGCCAUCCCCGAGUGCCAGCUCCAGCCGCUGCUGGCCCGGGGCUGCGGUGACCCGCACGCCGAGAGCGGCUGCAGGAGCUCAGAGCUGUCCCACUCCAGGUCGGAGCAGCUCUUGACUUUGAGCGGUGCGGAGGACCUCAGUGAGCACGGCUCCAGCGCGGGCUGUUUGCAAAGCACAGCCGAGCCCUCCUACAGGAAAGAGCGGCCGCCGCCGCCUUACCCAGGCCCAGCAAAAACAAGCUCUGCCUCGCCGCAGCGGCCGAGCGUUUCCUCAACGCUGCACUCCGUGUGGAGACUCCAGCGGCCAGAGAAGAGUUCUGGGCCGAGAGCAGCUGCGGGGCCGCCGGGCAGAGCCCCCGGCCCGGCCCCCCACGGCCACAGCCACAGCCCCAGCCACAGCCCCAGCCACAGCCACGACAGCGGCCGCGCCGCGGGCGCGGACUGGAGCGAGUGGCAGCGGGAGCGGUGGCACAUCUGGGAGCUGCUGUCGGCCGAUAACCCCGACGCGCUCCCGGAAACCCUCGUGUGAUCUGACUGUGAACUGCCGCUCCCGCCCCGGCCUCCGUCUCACAGGAAAACAGGGAGGGCUUGUUUGUUUUAUACCGACUGAAUAUUGCGUAUACUUUUUUAAAACUUUGUUCACUUUAAUUUCUUAACAGCACUGUCAAGCAAUUAAUUUACAAAUGCAGUAUGUUCCUGUUUUUCAGCAAGCUUUUGAGAAAAAACAAGCUGCAGAGCCGUUUGUGGGCAGCGGGUGGCAAUGUACUGCAGCGUUCCAGAGAAAUUCCUCCUUAGCACUCCAUAAGGGAAAG
Molecule: messenger RNA, 2677 nt
Organism: Ficedula albicollis (Collared flycatcher)
Lineage: Eukaryota; Metazoa; Chordata; Aves; Passeriformes; Muscicapidae
Gene: ARHGAP6
Product: Rho GTPase activating protein 6
Exons: 15
Coding region: 70-2394 (774 amino acids)
Biological process (GO): signal transduction
Source: RefSeq, a predicted model, not a curated record